GAGGCGGGAUCCUGGCUGCCAAGGUGCUCACUGGGUAGUGUCCCUAGCUACUGUUGCUAAGACUGUGGGUCGCCUGAGGUGGUGGGAGUUAGUUUUGGCAGCCCGGGCCUGAGAGAGGUCAAGGGUCAUUGCAGAGCCAGGGAGGAGAUGGUGAAGCAGACUAUCCAGAUAUUCGCGAGGGUGAAGCCCCCUGUCCGGAAGCACCAACAAGGGAUUUAUUCCAUAGAUGAAGAUGAAAAGUUAAUACCUAGCUUGGAAAUUAUCUUACCACGUGAUUUGGCAGAUGGGUUUGUGAAUAAUAAGCGAGAAAGCUACAAAUUUAAAGUUUUGCUCUAUCGCCCAGGCUGGAGUGCAAUGGCGCAGUCUUGGCUCACUACAACUUCCUCCUCCCGGGUUCAAGCGAUUCUCCUGCCUCAGCCUCCCAAAUUUCAAAGAAUUUUUGAUCAGGAUGCAAACCAAGAGACCAUUUUUGAAAACAUUGCCAAACCAGUUGCUGGGAGUGUCCUGGCAGGUUACAAUGGUACCAUCUUUGCAUAUGGGCAAACAGGCAGCGGGAAGACAUUCACUAUCACAGGGGGUGCAGAGCGUUACAGUGACAGAGGCAUUAUCCCAAGGACACUGUCAUACAUUUUUGAACAGUUACAAAAGGACAGCAGCAAAAUAUAUACAACGCACAUUUCCUAUUUGGAAAUCUACAAUGAAUGUGGUUAUGAUCUUUUGGAUCCAAGACAUGAAGCCUCCAGUUUGGAAGAUUUGCCGAAAGUGACAAUACUGGAGGAUCCUGAUCAGAACAUUCACCUGAAAAACUUGACUCUCCAUCAGGCAACCACAGAGGAAGAAGCUCUGAAUUUGCUUUUUUUAGGAGACACCAACCGAAUGAUUGCAGAGACUCCUAUGAACCAAGCUUCAACCCGUUCCCACUGCAUUUUCACCAUUCAUUUGUCAAGCAAGGAACCAGGAUCUGCAACUGUACGACAUGCCAAACUCCAUCUGGUUGACCUGGCUGGUUCAGAGCGAGUCGCAAAGACUGGAGUAGGGGGCCAUCUUCUAACAGAGGCCAAGUAUAUCAACUUGUCACUACAUUACUUAGAACAGGUUAUCAUUGCCCUUUCAGAAAAGCACCGUUCGCACAUUCCUUAUAGAAACUCCAUGAUGACCAGCGUCCUAAGAGACAGUUUGGGAGGGAACUGCAUGACAACUAUGAUUGCAACACUCUCCUUGGAGAAAAGGAAUCUUGAUGAGUCUAUAUCAACCUGCAGAUUUGCACAGCGAGUGGCACUCAUAAAGAAUGAAGCUGUUCUUAAUGAAGAAAUUGAUCCCAGAUUAGUGAUUAAACGCCUACAAAAGGAAAUCCAGGAACUGAAGGAUGAACUGGCCAUGGUCACUGGGGAGCAGAGGACAGAGGCACUCACAGAAGCAGAGCUCCUUCAGCUGGAAAAACUAAUAACAUCCUUUUUGGAAGACCAGGAUCCAGAGAGUAGAUUAGAGGUUGGCGCGGAUAUGCGUAAAGUUCAUCACUGUUUUCAUCAUUUAAAGAAACUAUUGAAUGACAAGAAGAUCCUUGAAAACAAUACAGUCUCCUCUGAAAGCAAAGACCAAGAUUGUCAAGAACCAUUAAAAGAAGAAGAAUAUAGAAAGCUACGAGAUAUUCUGAAACAGAGAGAUAACGAAAUCAAUAUCCUGGUCAACAUGUUAAAAAAAGAAAAGAAGAAAGCUCAGGAGGCUCUCCACUUGGCUGGCAUGGAUAGACGUGAAUUCAGACACUCCCAGAGCCCACCCUUCCGCCUGGGAAACCCAGAAGAAGGUCAAAGAAUGCGACUAUCCUCAGCUCCCUCACAGGCCCAGGACUUCAGCAUUUUGGGGAAAAGAUCCAGUUUGCUCCACAAGAAAAUAGGAAUGAGAGAGGAAAUGUCAUUAGGACGCCAGGAGGCUUUUGAAAUCUUCAAGAGGGACCACGCUGACAGCGUUACCAUCGAUGACAACAAACAGAUUCUGAAACAGAGAUUUUCUGAAGCCAAGGCCCUGGGAGAAAGUAUAAAUGAAGCAAGAAGUAAAAUUGGUCACCUGAAGGAAGAAAUCACCCAGCGGCAUAUACAGCAAGUAGCCCUAGGAAUCUCGGAAAACAUGGCCGUGCCUCUGAUGCCAGACCAGCAGGAGGAGAAGCUGCGAUCACAACUGGAGGAAGAAAAGAGAAGGUAUAAAACAAUGUUCACUCGCCUGAAAGCCCUGAAGGUGGAGAUCGAGCACUUGCAGCUGCUCAUGGACAAAGCCAAGGUGAAGCUACAGAAAGAGUUUGAAGUCUGGUGGGCAGAGGAGGCCACCAACCUGCAGGUAAAUUCUCCAGCAGUGAAUUCACUCGAUCACACGAAGCCGUUUCUCCAGACAUCUGACUCCCAGCAUGAACGGUCCCAACUCCUCUCUAACAAAAGUUCUGGAGGCUGGGAAGUCCAAGAUCAAGGCACUGGCAGAUUCUAUGUCUGUGAUGUGAAUGCCAGGAAAAUCCUGCCCUCGCCUUGCCCCAGUCCACACAGCCAGAAACAGAGCAGCACCAGCACCCCACUGGAAGACAGCAUCCCCAAGAGGCCAGUGUCGUCCAUCCCUCUCACCGGAGACAGCCAGACAGACUCGGACAUCAUCGCCUUCAUCAAGGCCAGACAGAGCAUUCUGCAGAAGCAAUGUUUGGGAAGCAAUUGAAUUUCCAGGAAAUAUCCAGCCAUGAAUUAUGCCAGCAAGAAUGAAGCACAGAUGAAGGCAGCGCCCCUCACUUACUCUGGCUUCAGAAGUGAACUAUGGGCUGCUGGGAGCAACUAGUGACUUUGAUUCCCAUGGAGGGGACUGUGUUUCUUUAAGGAUGCUGACCUGGAGGCCACCAAGAGGCUGGGGCUGGGGCUGACCACGACAUCCUGUGGUUGCUGGAGCUGCUGGCAGGGCCGGGCAAGGCCAGAGUGCUAGGGGCAGGGUGAAGGCUUCAGCUCACUGUUGUAGUGACAUUUUGUGUAGAUCUUUAUAAGCUUUUGAGAAUGUGAAAUAGCACCAUCAAAAUAUAAUGUCAGAGGAUGCUCA
Messenger RNA from Pan troglodytes (chimpanzee), 3063 nucleotides. RefSeq names its product kinesin family member 6 (gene KIF6). The record is from RefSeq and is a predicted model, not a curated record. Gene Ontology annotation, biological process: microtubule-based movement. The coding region runs from base 148 to 2694 and encodes 848 amino acids. The transcript has 24 exons. Lineage: Eukaryota; Metazoa; Chordata; Mammalia; Primates; Hominidae. Gene Ontology annotation, molecular function: microtubule motor activity; ATP binding; microtubule binding.